Copidosoma floridanum is the source of this 1417-nucleotide messenger RNA. RefSeq lists its product as uncharacterized. Lineage: Eukaryota; Metazoa; Arthropoda; Insecta; Hymenoptera; Encyrtidae. The record is from RefSeq and is a predicted model, not a curated record.
UCGCCAUUCACCCCCUUCUUCUCUUACACUUACCGAUUCCUUAAGGAGUUUCGAGGAACAGGGAGAGCUUGUGCGCCGAGCUUUCAAGUUGUACUUACCGAUCUUCUUUCGCGCUUUUUUUUCGUGCACAGAGUGCCAGUGCGUGUUUCUCUCACCUGCCCAAAAAUCGGUAUGGCGAAACAAUAGGCUGUGGGUGUACUGAAGUGUUGUGCGCGUUAAUGAAAUAAUUUACCCCCAAAUACACAUACACAAACGCAAUUGGUGUGUUGUUUUAUCAUUUUAUGAUCAACCAGAGAUAUAUAGAGCAGCCGCUGCUGGGGAGAUCGGAUGAAAGAAAAAUGAGGACGGAAAAUACACUUAUCGGUGCAUCGCACGGAGAGAAGAGUCAUCGGUUUGGAUAUGACACACGCGCGGUUUAUCCGUGCUGAUAAGGAAAAUGUAAAUUUCCACUAGCGCAAAGAUCGAGCAAUGUCUUCGAACCAUCACCAAUCCACCAAAAGUAGAUAUUCCAAAGGAAGCGAUGACCUGACGAAUUAAACGAAUCGGCACAUCGAGACAAUGGCCCAGAAUCGGGAAAGGCCAGCAGUGAGCUCGGAGCUGGUUGAAAAGGUCCUGAGCGUCCUUUACGCCACUUCUGCCCUGGCAUCGCUGCUGUCGAUGCUCCUCAUGCUCAUAGUCUGGCAACAUUGGAUCUGGACCCUCGACGGUUGCAUAAACGGCGACUGCGGCUGCAUCCUGUACGGCAAAAGCACCUUCAGUACCUUCAUGGGCGGGGACGUCAAGCUCUGCCAUUACGGCUCCUUCGGCCUCGUCGGCAACCUCCUCGUUUCCAUCGUCCUGGGCUUCUACCACGGCUACAGGAGCUGCAUACCCAGGAGCCUCAGCGAGCCCAGGGCUUUGGCCACCGGUGCUGCCGGUGGUACGGGAGGUACUCGCGUUCCUGGCAAAAGGAGCUACGAGAACCGGCGUAGCAUGGAGUGCGAGGUGAUGGUGGUGGGCCCGAAGCAGCGGGCGCCCUUCAAGAGCUGGAUGCCCUUUUGCUUCCUGGCGAUUCCACUGUCGGCCCUGGCUUUGAUCUACGCGGCAGUGGUGACGGACGGCUACUCAAAAACCUGCGCCCAGUACAGGCGGAACCUGGUGCGCCUCGUCAAUCCUAUCGGCCAGGAGCUUUUGGUAAUACACAACAGACUGAACUGCGGAGCGAUCUUUGACUUCAUGGAUUACCUGCACCCCGACCCGAUCAACAGCCGCAGAGGCGACAUCAUAGACACUGGCCUACUCUUGCAGACUAGCAUCGCCUUCGCGUGGAUAAACGUCCUCGUCUGGGUCACGGUGCUCUGUUUGAACGGCUACAUGGGCAGACAACGGCACAAGCUGCGCAACGAGUCCAUGUGCUGUUGUUGCUGCUGAGUUUCGC